This is a messenger RNA of Zymoseptoria tritici IPO323, 1739 nucleotides long. RefSeq names its product lipase precursor-like protein. The transcript is spliced from 6 exons. Lineage: Eukaryota; Fungi; Ascomycota; Dothideomycetes; Mycosphaerellales; Mycosphaerellaceae. The annotation marks the transcript as partial. The record is from RefSeq and is a predicted model, not a curated record.
GAAUGUAUAGCAAAUUGUUUCUGGCCUUUGCUUUGGCAGGCGUUGGCCUUGCCAUUCCGUUGGAGGAGCGUCAAGCCACGACACCAUCGGCCACUAUCAAGAACGGAGUGGUGACUGGAACUUCUGGCGAUGUCGAAAGCUUCUCAGGCAUUCCCUUUGCAGAGCCACCGGUCGGAGAUCUUCGUCUUCGUGCUCCCCGCAGCUAUUCCGCUCCGUUUCCUGGAGGCACCUUUGCCGCGACGAAACAGGCUCCAGCUUGUCCUCAAUUUGCCUUUCAAGUGGACAACAUCGACAAGAGUGCGAUUCCGCAGAGUGUUGUUGGCGAUGUGGUGGGAGAACUGCUCAACAGCCCGCUAGGGAUGAAGGUCCUCAACUCGCAGGAGGACUGUCUUACCAUCACUGUUCAACGACCAAAGGGAACCAAGAGCACGGACAAGCUUCCAGUCCUUUACUGGAUCUAUGGAGGCGGCUUCGUUGCUGGAUGGAGUUCUAUGUACGAUGGUACCAACAUAAUCAAGACCAGUAUCGAGCUUGGUCAACCCAUCAUCUACGUCGCCGUCAACUACAGACUAGGGGGAUACGGCUUCUUGCACGGCAAGGAGCUAGCUGCAGAAGGCGGCACCAACCUGGGUCUGCGUGACCAACGCCUGGGAAUGGAAUGGGUCGCGGAUAACAUCGCUGCUUUCGGAGGAGAUCCUUCGAAAGUGACUAUCUGGGGCGAAAGCGCCGGAGCCAUUUCGGUCAUGGACCAGACCAUCAUCAACGGCGGCGACAACACUUACAACGGAAAGGCGCUGUUCCGUGGUGCGAUCAUGAACAGUGGCUCCAUCAUCCCUGCUACCGACUCCAAGUCGCCCAAAGCUCAGGCUGUGUACGACACCGUAGUUGCCAAAGCCAGAUGUUCUGGAUCUGCCGAUACCCUCGCAUGCCUUCGAAAGCUUUCCCAGCAGGACUUUCAGCGUGCUGUGACCUCGGUACCGGGCAUUUUUGACUACCAAUCACUCAACUUGGAAUACCUUCCGCGUCCAGACUCUAGCAGCAGUUUCUUUCCUGAAUCGCCCGAGGUCGCAAUCCAGGCAGGCCGCUUUGCCAAGGUUCCUGUCAUCGUCGGCGAUCAAGAAGACGAAGGCACCCUUUUCUCCCUCGUGCAAUUCAACAUCACCACCAAUCAGCAACUCGUCAAUUACUUUGCCUCCUACUUCCCUGCCAACCCCAACGCUGUCGCCGAUGUUACAGGCCUCGCCGCUAACUACCCUGACCAGCCUUUCAUCGGCCAGCCCGCCGGCUCUCCCUUCCGCACCGGUCCACUGAACAGCAUUUAUCCACAAUUCAAGCGCAUUGCCGCCAUCCUGGGCGACAUAACCUUCACCCUCACUCGCCGCGCGUACCUGGACAUCAUCACGAAGCAGGGUGUCAAGGCUCACAGCUACCUGUCGACCUUUGCUUACGGAACUCCCGUCUUGGGCACCUUCCAUGCCAGUGAUAUUCUCAAAGCAUUCGGCAUGGCUGCCACCGAUCAGCAGGCCAAGACUUUCCAGAAUUACUAUGUUUCCUUUGUGACGGAACAAGACCCGAAUGCACUUGGCACAAGUGCGCCACUCAUCGAUUGGCCGGAGUGGAACAAUGGCACCACGCAAUUGUUGGAGAUUGGAGCAUUGGGGAACGGAAUCAUAAAGGAUGACUUCCGCCAGAGCGCGUACAAUUAUUUGGCCAGCAAGGUUGAAUCCUUCAGAGUUUGA